CAAUUCUGAAUCAAAAUAUAAAAAUAAAACCUUUUAGUUUAAAAAUCCCCCUCAACAAGUUCAAACAAAAAAUGCAUUUAAAAUACUAUUUAAUAGUAAUUGCCACUACUGUAAUAUGUGUUAACUGUGAACUACGCGAUAUAGAAGAAAUGUAUUUGAAUUUUUUUGUUCAAAUCGAAAGUGUUAAAAAAUCAAUUGAUAUACUAAAACUACGCAUGGAUGCUCUGAAUGAAAAAAAUCCUAAUAGCAAUUACUACGAUCUUAUCGACAACAGAUUUUCUCAGGUUUUUGAAAAUUUUCGUAUUACUCAUAAAUCGUUGGACCAUUUAGCACAACGUUUAGAUACUAUCUCAGCUAAUGAUAAAAUAAGACCCACAGAGGAGGGGUCUAUGAAAGAAACUUUGGAAAUAUCCAAUCUGAAUGAAAAGUAUUCGACUUUAUUAGUUGAAGUAAAUAGAGUAAAAAACUCGGAGGAAAGUCUAAAACAGAAGAAUGCUGAGUUGGAAUCAAAGUAUUUGGACAUUUUAAAAAAUUAUGAAAUUUCCAAACAAAACACUGAAGAGUUGAAACUCGAAGUGAGUGCAUUAAAAAUGCAAAUGACAGAGAUAUUAGGCGAUCAGAAAGCAGUUAAAAUUUUCGAAAAUAAGCCCUUAUUCGAUGUACGUAUUGAUAAAUUGCCAAAAUUUAAACACUACUGUUAUUCAGAUCCUAAACCAGUUGACUGUAAAACCGCUACUAGAUGUACGCAAAAAAGUGGUUAUUACAAUCUAACUUUACCGGGCAAUAAGUCUAAACAAAUAAUGGUCUUUUGUGAUACAAAGACCAACGGCGGUGAUUGGUUGCACAUAUUACGCCGUCACGAUGGUUCGGAAAAUUUUACACGCCCCUGGUUAGAUUACGUUAAGGGAUUUGGUCACGUGGAGGGUGAAUACUGGUUAGGUUUAGAGAAUUUACAUACUCUUACCAACUACAAUGGUCGCCAGCAAUUAUAUGUUUACAUUGAAAAUUUCGAAGGAGAGUCCAGAUUUGCUCAUUACGAUAAUUUUGUAGUGGGAAGUUCUAGCGAUCAAUAUGAACUGAAGUCGUUAGGAAAUUAUGAUGGAACUGCUGGAGAAGAUAUGUCCUAUAAUGUUGGCUUAAAAUUCAGUACAAUUGAUAAGGAUAAUGAUAACUGGCCAACGGGUAGUUGUGCUAUUCAACGUCAAGUCGGUUGGUGGUAUAAUUAUUGUUCAUUUGUCCAACCUACAGGUCAUUAUUUACAUGGUGAAUCGUCUCGUAAUGGUAUUCUCUGGAGAGGUUUCAAUGGAUUAACUUAUUCUCAUAAAGUCAUGUAUUAAUGAUACGAAAUGUUUAAUAUUUCCAAUUGGGAUUUUUAAUGAAUUAAAAAAAUAUUUACUA
This is a messenger RNA of Lucilia sericata (common green bottle fly), 1398 nucleotides long. RefSeq names its product angiopoietin-related protein 7-like. Lineage: Eukaryota; Metazoa; Arthropoda; Insecta; Diptera; Calliphoridae. Bases 72 to 1337 code for a protein of 421 amino acids. The transcript has 7 exons. The record is from RefSeq and is a predicted model, not a curated record.